Messenger RNA from Saitoella complicata NRRL Y-17804, 855 nucleotides. RefSeq lists its product as uncharacterized. Gene Ontology annotation, cellular component: nucleus. The record is from RefSeq and is a predicted model, not a curated record. The annotation marks the transcript as partial. Lineage: Eukaryota; Fungi; Ascomycota; Saitoellomycetes; Saitoellales; Saitoellaceae. Gene Ontology annotation, molecular function: double-stranded DNA binding. Gene Ontology annotation, biological process: DNA replication; DNA damage response. The transcript has a single exon.
AUGCCGAAGGCAGAGGUCGGGACACCCAAGUACUUGGCAAACAAGAUGAAGAGCAGGGGUCUGCAACGUUUGAGGUGGUACUGUCAGGCCUGUGAACGGCAAAUGCGGGAUGAGAACGGCUUCAAGUGUCACACCCAGACCGAAGCUCACGUCCGACAAAUGAUGCUCAUCGGCGAGAAUCCGCAAAAAUACAUCCAGGACUUUAGUCAACAGUUCCAGAGUGAUUUCAUCCAGCUGUUGCGGACUGCGCACGGUGAGAAGCGGGUCAACAUCAAUCACUUCUACCAGGAAUAUAUCGGCAACAAGGAGCACGUUCACAUGAAUUCGACGCGAUGGAAGACGCUGACUGAGUUUGCGAAACACCUUGGGAGGGAAGGAAUCUGUCGUGUCGACGAGACUGACAAGGGGUUUCAUGUUGCUUGGAUCGACAAUUCGCCUGAGGCGUUGCGACGACAGGCGGCCAUUCAGAAGCGAGAUAGACAGGAACGCGGUGACGAAGAUCGGGAGCAGAAGUCGCUGAAGGAGCAGAUUGAGAAGGCACAGAAGGAAGCGGAGGGGAUGGGGAGGAAGGAGGAAGACCAGGCAAGAGAACUGCAGAGAUCCGCUGACGAUGCGCCCAUCAGAUUGGCUCUUGCGCCGAAAGUUCCUUCGCCGCCUGCAAACGAUGAACCGACAGCAAUAGCUCCAGCAGAGAAGCCUGCAUCAACCGGAGGGUUCAUCAUGAAGCCCUUGAUGAAGAAGAACGUGUUCGCGGCGGCCAAGAAGGCUAACCCACUAGCAGCGAAAAAGACAGACGCGAAGCCAGCAGUAUCGAAGAAGCCUCUGUCGGCGGCUGAACAGAUUAUUCAGGAAGAA